Molecule: messenger RNA, 469 nt
Organism: Limulus polyphemus (Atlantic horseshoe crab)
Lineage: Eukaryota; Metazoa; Arthropoda; Merostomata; Xiphosura; Limulidae
Product: ubiquitin-conjugating enzyme E2-17 kDa-like
Exons: 4
Coding region: 203-454 (83 amino acids)
Biological process (GO): DNA repair; protein polyubiquitination; proteasome-mediated ubiquitin-dependent protein catabolic process
Cellular component (GO): HULC complex
Molecular function (GO): ubiquitin conjugating enzyme activity
Source: RefSeq, a predicted model, not a curated record
GGAUAAAAACGUCAUCAACGAGCUGAUCUGCAAAACUGCUGACCCUAGAAACUGAAAGGCUUGGUAUCAGCAGCUGAGAAGUUAUAUUUGUAGAUUUAGUUAAAUUUUAAUACUAAAAGUAAUAGGUGGCUAUUAUUUUCCUUAAAGUUUACAGAAAACAAUAGUUUUAUCGUCAAUUCGGACUUCACACAUAAUAUCUGGAAUGUCUACUCCUGCUCGAAGAAGGCUCAUGAGGGAUUUCAAAAGAUUGCAAGAAGAUCCUCCAGCUGGUGUCAGUGGGGCUCCUACAGAUAACAACAUCAUGAUUUGGAAUGCUGUUAUUUUUGGGCCUCACGAUACUCCAUUUGAAGAUGGAACAUUCAAACUGACAUUAGAAUUCACAGAGGAAUAUCCUAAUAGACCGCCAACCGUUAGAUUUGUGUCCAAGAUGUUUCAUCCUAAUGGUCCAUGCUGAGGUGACUGUAGUUUC